Messenger RNA from Limanda limanda (common dab), 1099 nucleotides. RefSeq names its product C-signal-like. Bases 36 to 824 code for a protein of 262 amino acids. The record is from RefSeq and is a predicted model, not a curated record. Lineage: Eukaryota; Metazoa; Chordata; Actinopteri; Pleuronectiformes; Pleuronectidae. The transcript has 6 exons.
CCGCUGCAUCGACUCCAGCACCCAGUCAGUCAGCGAUGAGCGGGGCCAGGAGCUUCGGACAGUGCGGCUCGGUGCUGGUGACCGGAGCCAGCCGCGGGAUCGGGCUGCAGAUGGUCGACAGCCUGGCUGGAGGAGGCUUCCCCCCGGGGAAGAUUCUAGCCACGACCCGGAACCCCGACGGCGCCAAGAAACUUCAGGAUCUGGCUCUGAAACAUCCCAACAUCCACAUCAUCCCUCUGGAUGUACUGAGCCAGGAGAGCAUAGAUACAUGUGUAGAGGAGGUGAGCCGGCUGGUGCAAGAAGAGGGUCUCAACUGCCUGAUCAACAAUGCAGGGAUUAAUGUUAGGAGUGACUUUCACACUGUUACAGCCGACAAGAUGGUAGAAAACUUCCGCACCAACGCUGUGGCUCCUCUAAUGAUCACCAAGGCCUUCCUCCCUCUGCUAAAAGCAGCUGCGUCCAGAGGAGGAGCAGCCGGCUCAGGGAGCAUGAGCAUCCAGAGGGCAGCAGUUAUCAAUAUUUCCUCUCAGCUGGGCUCUGUGGCGCUCAACUGGGGGGAGACUGCAAAUGUCAAAGAGUACCCCUACAGGACAUCCAAGUGUGCCCUAAACAUGGUGAGUCGCUGUAUGGCUACAGACCUCGGGCUUGAUGGGAUUCUCUGUUUGGCCAUGCACCCAGGCUGGGUCCACACCGACAUGGGGGGGUCUCAGGCUCCAUUGAGUCCAGAGGACACGAUUCCCUCCAUGUUGUCUGUGAUCGGUGGCCUGAGUGUAAAGGAUCAUGGGUCGUUUGUGAGCUUUUGUGGAGAGGUGCUGCCCUGGUGAUCCCGAACAUCACCAGUAAUGAAUAUGAUGAUUACGAGCGCUAUUAAACUUUGGCUGUUAAGUCAGUUAAGAUCAUCUUCAACUAUGCAAAGAUAAAUCUGUUACCAGCUCAGAGUUUUUCUUUAAUUCAGCUCCAUCUGCUGGAAGAACCCUUUUAUGGUUCAUUAUAUGAGUGGAUUAGUGUUCAUUAGGGCUGUAAUGAUUCUCGAAUCAAUAUAGACCACACAGUGUCCAGUAAAUCUCAUAGUCUCAUUGAUGUGAAAACUUCCACAAAU